AUGGAGGAGUUUGUAACGAUGCCAUGUGAUGUGCCAACUUGUAUUGCCUUGAAAUGGGGGGCACUGACAGCUGAUCUACUGUAUAAGUAUAAGCCACACGUGAUCAUUGGACCAGGGUGUACCCCGUCAGUGCAGACUGUUUCCAGAAUGGCCGUUUCAUGGAACAUUCCUCACAUCACAUAUGUAGGAACUGACGAAUCCCUUGGUGACAAAACAGAAUUUUCAAUGCUAUCCCGCCUGUCGUUCACCAUGAAUACCUUUGCUAAAUUCUACGUCGACGUUUUUGACGCCUUUGGUUGGACCGAUAUCGCGAAUAUAUAUGACAGUGACGUAUACCUUCCAAAUCUGGUUGGAACAAGUCUGCAGCGGUCUUUCGAUGAAGAUGCCCAGCAGAUCCGCUCCACACCUAUACCUUUUCAUAGCAUGACUUCAGAUCUCACCUCGGAGAUUCAGACCAUGAUGAAUAAAGCAGCCACACUUUCCAGAGUUUUUGUAGUCUCAUGCCAUGGUGAUGUGUUCCGAAAAAUGGUGUUGCUGACAAAAUCAAUGGCGUCACUUCCGUUUGGCGAAUACGUGUUCAUUUUCUUUUUUCAACUGCACGGUGAUCCACCUGUCGGCACUUAUGAUUGGUUCAGAGGGGACACGCUAGAUAACGAAGCCCGUUUAGCGUAUGAAUCUGUGAUGGUGAUACGUCCCAGACGUCCUGUGUCAGACGAAUUCUUCAAAUUUGAGAAGGAAGUGAAAGAAAGAGCUCAGACAGAGUACAACUAUACAUGGAGGGAGGGGAAUGAAGUAAGCAUUUACAACAUUGGACACUACGAUUCCUUUAUCUUGUAUGCGCAUACUCUAAAUGAAAGUUUGGCUGCCGGAGAGAAUCCUCGAGAUGGAAAACGGAUUGUUAAAAGGAUGUGGAAUAGAACAUUCCCAGGAAUAGGAGGCCCGGUUUUUGUCAACGAAAAUGGAGACCGAGACACAGAUUUUACUCUCCUUGACCUUGACCCUAUCACUGGAAAGUUCCGGGGCGUAGCACAGUACCUAGGUUGGACCCACACGUUCGAGAUAAUCAAAGAUGUCCCCGUACACUGGCCAGGCAGAAUUACAGCCCCACCCAACAAGCCUAAAUGUGGAUUUACGGGCGAGCUUUGUGUGUCCUUUACUUUGGAGCCAACGGCCAUCGUAGGGAUAGGUAUGAGCGCUGCUAUAGUGCUUGUCUUAGUUGUUGGCUUCUUCAUAUAUAGACAUAUGAAGGCCGAGGCGGACAUACACAGUCAGUGGUGGCGGGUCAAGGUCGAGGAUAUAUCUUUGACAAUGGCAUCUUCAUUCUUCUCAAGUCGCAGUAGAGGUACCCAAGUACACAUCAGGAAGCCGCAUAUUAAAACUCUGCCCGUAGACAGAGCUCUGCUGUUGGAACUCAAAAAGAUGCGUGACAUAACGUGCCAGAAUUUGACUCGGCUUAUCGGUCUUUGUCCCGACAACAACAACGUGUGCAUUCUCACGGAACACUGCUCAAGGGGAAGCCUGCAGGACAUUUUGCACAAUGAAUCCAUACAGCUGGACUGGGAUUUUAAGCUGUCUCUAUUAAACGAUAUAGUUGAGGGUAUGCACUACCUACACUCAAGCUCCAUCGGUGUACACGGCCGCCUCACUAGCUCUCGUUGUGUGAUCGACAGUCGAUUUGUCCUUAAGAUUACUGGGUUUGGACUCAACAUAAUGAACGACACCAACAACCGGAAACAGCACCAGGAUAAUCUAUAUUUAAGCCUACCAGAAUUGCUGUGGAUGGCCCCAGAACACCUCAGGAACUACCCUCCACGUCAGAGUUCCCAGGCAGGCGAUGUAUACAGCUUUGCAAUUAUCAUCUACGAGAUGUGCACCAGAGCAGAACCUUACGUGUCAGAAAUUUGGUAUAAAUCUCUUGAUGAAACACUGGCAAAAAUAAAGGGCGUAGGAACAUUAAAAGUUCGCCCUACAUUGCGAAAGGAGGAUUAUUUCCCAGACGUUGUCAAACUUGCUAAAUGCUGCUGGCAUGAAGUCCCACCUGAAAGACCACCCUUUUCUAACAUCAGAAACGUUGUCAAAAGGAUACGAUUCAAAAGAGAUGCCAAACCGUCUCAAAAUGUACUCGAUGUGUUGUUGAACCGCAUGGAGCAGUAUGCUAACAACUUGGAAGGGCUAGUAGAGGAGAGAACGCAAGCUUUUCUUGAAGAAAAGAAGAGAUCUGAGGAGCUUCUAUAUCAGGUUUUACCCAGAAGUGUAGCCAACCAGCUUCGGAUUGGCAAUCCUGUUGUUCCGGAGUCGUAUGAGAGCGUGACCAUCUACUUUUCUGAUAUUGUCGGGUUUACCGCCAUAUCUGCAAAUAGCACUCCAUUCCAGGAACGACCACUUCUUGUCGUGGAUCUCUUGAAUGACCUGUACUCGUGCUUUGAUUCUAUCAUAGAGCACUACGAUGUUUACAAGGUGGAAACUAUAGGCGACGCGUACAUGGUGGUGUCCGGCUUACCAGAAAGGAAUGGAACCGAACAUGCUCGGCAGAUUGCUCGACUUGCUCUCAACAUACUUCACAGCCUGCAAACAUUUGUUAUAAGACACCAACCGAAUACGCCUCUCCGUGCACGCAUCGGAUUACAUUCUGGUCCUGUAUGUGCGGGCGUGGUUGGGCGUAAGAUGCCUAGAUACUGUCUGUUUGGUGACACUGUCAACACUGCCAGUAGAAUGGAGUCUAACGGUGAACAAAUGAAGAUACACGUGAGUAAAGCCACAACGAGACUGUUGACGAGAUUUAACACGUUUGUUAUAGAAGAAAGGGGAGAAAUUGAUAUCAAGGGGAAAGGUUUAAUGAUGACAUAUUGGCUGAUUGAUGAGCUCUCAAGACAUUAUCAGCAGUUUAGUGUGGUUUGA
Molecule: messenger RNA, 2898 nt
Organism: Mya arenaria
Lineage: Eukaryota; Metazoa; Mollusca; Bivalvia; Myida; Myidae
Product: atrial natriuretic peptide receptor 1-like
Exons: 24
Coding region: 1-2898 (965 amino acids)
Biological process (GO): intracellular signal transduction; cGMP biosynthetic process; protein phosphorylation
Cellular component (GO): membrane
Molecular function (GO): ATP binding; guanylate cyclase activity; protein kinase activity
Source: RefSeq, a predicted model, not a curated record